This is a messenger RNA of Urocitellus parryii (Arctic ground squirrel), 9662 nucleotides long. RefSeq names its product AP2 associated kinase 1 (gene Aak1). Lineage: Eukaryota; Metazoa; Chordata; Mammalia; Rodentia; Sciuridae. Gene Ontology annotation, molecular function: protein kinase activity; ATP binding. The record is from RefSeq and is a predicted model, not a curated record. Gene Ontology annotation, biological process: protein phosphorylation.
CGAGCGCUCCGGGAAUCAGCUGGCGGGCGGGCAGGCGCCGGACGCGGCCGGGGCUCUGGCUGCAGCGCCGCCUCCUCUCAGCGUCGCAGGCCGGCACGGCGGCCGUGACAAUGUUGCGGGGCUGGUAGCUGGGCGCCGGCCGCCGAGCCAUCUCAAGUUUAAACUUACGCGAAUCGCUCUCUGGAGGAGGAGGAGGAGACCCGCCGCGCGAUUGACACGCAUAUUCCUAUAGGCAUCCUCCUUCAGCCCCCACCCCCACGGCCGGAUUCGGGUGGCUCCUCUCGGAGCUGAAAUCAGAGAAGAAAUCCUUAGAUCUCUUUAAAAAAAAAAAAAAAUCUAGAAACCAUCGGUAUUUUGCUUUCCUGCUUCCUAUUUGCAAGAUGAAGAAGUUUUUCGACUCCCGGCGAGAGCAGGGCGGCUCUGGCCUGGGCUCUGGCUCCAGUGGAGGAGGGGGCAGCACCUCGGGCCUGGGCAGUGGCUACAUCGGGAGGGUCUUUGGCAUCGGUCGACAGCAGGUCACAGUGGACGAGGUGUUGGCCGAAGGUGGAUUUGCUAUCGUUUUUCUGGUGAGGACAAGCAAUGGGAUGAAAUGUGCCUUGAAACGCAUGUUUGUCAACAAUGAGCAUGAUCUCCAGGUGUGCAAGAGGGAAAUCCAGAUAAUGAGGGACUUGUCAGGGCACAAGAACAUUGUGGGUUACAUUGAUUCUAGUAUCAACAAUGUGAGUAGCGGCGAUGUAUGGGAAGUUCUCAUUCUGAUGGACUUUUGUAGAGGAGGCCAGGUGGUAAACCUGAUGAACCAGCGCCUGCAAACAGGCUUUACAGAGAAUGAAGUGCUGCAGAUAUUCUGUGAUACCUGUGAAGCUGUUGCCCGCCUGCAUCAAUGCAAAACGCCUAUUAUCCAUCGUGACCUAAAGGUUGAAAAUAUCCUCUUGCAUGACCGAGGCCACUAUGUCCUGUGUGACUUUGGCAGUGCCACCAACAAAUUCCAGAAUCCACAAACUGAAGGAGUUAAUGCAGUGGAAGAUGAGAUUAAGAAAUACACAACGCUGUCCUAUCGAGCACCAGAAAUGGUCAACUUGUACAGUGGCAAAAUCAUCACUACGAAGGCAGACAUUUGGGCCCUGGGAUGUUUGUUGUAUAAAUUAUGCUACUUCACUUUGCCAUUUGGGGAGAGUCAGGUGGCAAUUUGUGAUGGAAACUUCACAAUUCCUGAUAACUCUCGAUAUUCUCAAGACAUGCACUGCCUUAUUAGGUAUAUGUUGGAACCAGACCCUGACAAAAGGCCGGAUAUUUACCAAGUUUCCUACUUCUCAUUCAAACUUCUCAAGAAAGAAUGCCCAGUUCCAAAUGUACAGAAUUCUCCUAUUCCUGCAAAACUUCCCGAACCAGUGAAAGCCAGUGAGGCAGCUGCAAAAAAGACCCAGCCAAAAGCCAGACUGACAGAUCCCAUUCCUACCACAGAAACUUCAAUUGCGCCCCGCCAGAGGCCUAAAGCUGGGCAGACUCAGCCAAAUCCAGGAAUCCUUCCCAUCCAGCCAGCUCUGACACCUCGGAAGAGGGCCACAGUUCAGCCCCCACCUCAGGCUGCAGGACCCAGCAAUCAAACUGGGCUUUUGACCAGUGUUCCUCAACCAAAAGCCCAAGCCCCACCCAGCCAGCCUCUGCCUCAGUCUCAGCCCAAGCAGCCACAGGCUCCAUCCACCCCACAGCAGCCGCCUUCCACCCCAGCCCAGGGUCUGACAACAUCUCAGGCCCAGGCCACACCCCAGCACCAACAGCAGCUCUUCCUCAAGCAGCAGCCACAGCAGCAGCCACAGCCACAGCCACAGCAGCCACAGCAGCAGCCACAGCAGCCAUCAGGCACAUUUUACCAGCAGCAGCAGGCCCAGGCUCAGCAGUUUCAGGCAGUACAUUCAGGAACCCAGCAACCAGCCAUUGCCCAGUUCCCUGUGGUGUCCCAGGGAGGCACUCAACAGCAGCUGAUGCAGAACUUCUACCAGCAGCAGCAGCAGCAGCAGCAGCAGCAGCAGCAACAACAACAACAGCAACAACAGUUGGCCACAGCUUUACAUCAGCAACAGCUGAUGACUCAGCAGGCAGCUCUGCAGCAAAAGAGCCUGGCAGCAGCAGGACCACAGCCCCAGGCCCAACCUGCCUCUGUCCCCCAGCCAACAACUGCUCAGGAGCCCGCACUUCAAGCCCCAGUAAGACAACAGCCAAAGGUUCAAACAACCCCACCUCCUACCAUCCAGGGACAGAAACUUGGAUCUCUGACUCCUCCAUCAUCCCCCAAAACCCAACGAGCUGGGCACAGGCGGAUUCUCAGUGACGUCACCCACAGUGCUGUGUUUGGGGUCCCUGCCAGCAAAUCCACUCAGCUGCUCCAAGCAGCUGCAGCUGAGGCCAGUCUCAAUAAAUCCAAGUCUGCAACCACCACUCCAUCAGGAUCUCCUCGCACCUCCCAACAAAAUGUCUAUAAUCCUUCAGAAGGUUCUACRUGGAAUCCCUUUGAUGAUGACAAUUUCUCCAAACUUACAGCUGAGGAACUGCUGAACAAGGACUUUGCCAAGCUGGGGGAAGGCAAACAUCCUGAAAAGCUUGGCGGCUCAGCUGAGAGUUUGAUCCCAGGUUUCCAGUCAACCCAAGGUGAUGCUUUUGCUGCUUCCUCAUUCUCUGCUGGAACUGCUGAGAAAAGGAAGGGUGGGCAAACUGUGGAUUCUGCUGUCCCACUUCUAAGCGUUUCUGAUCCUUUCAUUCCUCUUCAGGUACCUGAUGCACCAGAAAAACUAAUUGAGGGACUCAAAUCUCCUGACACGUCUCUUCUGCUCCCUGAACUCUUGCCUAUGGCAGAUCCUUUUGGUAGCACUUCUGAUGCUGUAAUUGAAAAAGCUGAUGUUGCCGUUGAGAGUCUCAUACCAGGACUGGAACCCCCAGUUGCCCAGCGCCUCCCAUCUCAGACGGAGUCUGUGACCUCAAACCGCACAGCUGCAGAAGAUAGUAAUCUCAUCUCAGGUUUUGAUGUCCCUGAGGGCUCGGAAAAGGUGGCAGAAGAUGAGUUUGACCCUAUUCCUGUAUUGAUAACCAAAAACCCACAAGGUCUCCAGAGAGAGCCCAAUCCCUGUCCUGUAAUUACUGUAGAGCACUUUAAAGAAUCAGCGGGCAUUGAAGGCCUUCCCCUGUAUCCAGACCCCUCCAGAGUACCUGGCACAAAGACUCAGAACAACUUAGAAUCUGACUAUUUAGCCAGAGAUGGCCCUUCAAGCAAUAGCUCUUUCCACAGCAGUGAAGAGGAGGGGACUGACCUGGAGGGAGACAUGCUAGACUGCAGUGGGUCUCGACCUCUCCUUAUGGAGUCUGAAGAGGAGGAUGAAAGCUGCAAGCCGUCCCAGGGGAAGCCAGGAGGAGCCGUUGCAUUUGCUUCACCUGAAAUCUCUGCUGAGCAAGCAAAAGCAAUGCAAAGUGGAAGAAAGAACCAGUUCCAAACCCUUACGCAGCCAGCCACCGAUGGUUUUAGUGAGCCAGAUGUCUUCGCCACAGCCCCCUUCAGGAGCUCAAGAGUCCUAGCUGAUGACAUGGACAUUUUCUCCAAAGCGCCAUUUGUCUCCAAAGGCAGUGUGGCUCCUUCCCAGCCAGAGGAGGUGGAUGUGUUCUUGAGAGCUCCUUUUACCAAGAAGAAAAGCAUGGAGGAGUUACCAGUUAUCCAGAGCUCCUCUCAGGAACCACCUGCACAGACCAGUCUCCUCAGCCAGACAGGUGAUGUCCCUCUGCUCUCAGGCCUUGAAAGAGCAGUGUACAGCUCUGUCCAAMCUCAGUAUUCCAUAGCUGGUUUUGUGCAACAGUCUAACCACCCCUCCCAUUCUGUCCAAGCAGUAGACCAUCUUGACAGCAUCUCUCCCAGGGGAACCUCCCUGGAAUCUGGGGGCCAGCCCAAUGACAGAAGCAAAGGACCUCUGCCCCAGAAAGAAGCUGUCUCAGGCCCUAUGGCUGGCAAACCAUUCCGCCCCCAGUCUUUAUCCAAAUAUUCCCGUCACUAUAGCCCAGAAGAUGAGCCAAGCCCAGAAGCCCAGCCAAUUGCUGCGUACAAAAUUGUUUCCCAAACCAACAAGCAGUCAAUAGCAGGCUCUGUUUCCAUCACAUCCCUUUCCUCCAGGACUACGGAACUACCAGCUGCUGAUCCUUUUGCUUUAGCACCCUUUCCUUCAAAAGCAGGCAAGCAAAAACCUUAGGAGCAGUACCUGAGCCUAGGCCUCCGCCUCCACCCCACCCCAUAAAUAUCACCACACCACUCCCAGCUGAGCCUUUUCAAGAAGAAAUAGUAUCAGUUAUUUCCAUCCCCUGCAUCAGAGCAGAGUCUCUUCAACUCAACAAACUCAGUUGUAGUGACACUUGGUUGAAGCCCUUCUAAGUUAUGCUUUAUUUUGUUUUUAUUGAUUUCUAGACUUUCACACACUUCAAUUUCCUUCCUAGAGGCCUUCCACUUCCACCCAGAACUCUGCUUCUCCCUCCAUCCCUGCAAAACUGUUUUAAUCCAGGAAUAUUUUACCCCAACCCCAGGGGCCAUAUUAUUACUAGUAUUAAUUCUUGUAACUCCUCUUCUGAGUCAUGUCCAUUGAAGAGUCAAGAUUAAUCCCUCCAGGACUUAAUACUCUUGGAAAAGGGAGAUUUCUAGAAAAGAGCAAUAUAAAAAUCCUGCAUGUCAAGAGGAAGUAUAAUCUUGCAGCUACUAAUCAUUCCUGUAGAACCAGCAGCUCUUGAAGGAUUCUGUGGAUCUGUUUCUGAGUCUGUGUUCAAGCCAGGAUGGCCCUCACGUGUGUCUGUGGGUGUGUGAUGUGCAUCAGAUCCUCUCCUAUGUAGAAAUGCAUGCAGAUGGGAAAACUGUGCUCAUUCUAAUCAUGUGAGCAGGGCCUUCCCACACUUUUUAAAUUGGUAUGGAUGCACAGGCGCGUGUGUGAGUGUGUGUGUGCACGCACACACAUGCACAAGCACCAGAAACAUUUUUCCUCUAGGUUAAUCCUAUCCCACCAUGCCUACCUCCACAAUCAGAUCACUCUUACUCCCAUUUGCCUGCUGACCUAACCAACUUGAACCCUGUUUUUAUUUAGUUGUGUUUUUUUUUUUUGUUUUUUUUAAUCAUGGCAAAAUUGUAUCCAUUGGAAGAUGUAGGGAAAUCUUGCUGGAACUGAGGUUCAGAGUGGAUUGUUUUUUCUCCAGAAUUUGCUCUGUGCUUUUAACAAAUUUCCUUUACCUGGUUGUGAAAAUUUAAUUUUUUAAGUAUAUGUUUUCCCCUCACAACAGUAGAAAGGAGUGCCUUGUUACAAUUCCAGCCACUGGGUAGCUUGGACUCAGUGCUGUCAUUAUGGAAUUCAUUAAUCUCUAGACUAGGAUGCAAAAUUAGUUUGCUUGUUUCCCCUUCUCCCACAAAUCCUUAUCUCUCUCCACUACCUCUUGAGGAAAUAUGAACCUGGGACAUGUAAAUAAAUUUGGGAGAAUGAAAAUGCUGAAUUAGCUAGCCAUGAAAACUAAAUUCUCUAUUCUCUUUAGAUGUUAAAGUAGGGCAGACAGGUUACUGGAUUGUGUUUUUGGAAGUAUCUUUUAUUUCUGGAAAGAUCUGACUCAUUCUUAGCUUUUUUCAUACCAUUUAUUUUUAGUGCCUUAAAACCUUUGUCUCAAUGGGAAGAUUUCUGCUGAGGAAGCCCAAUUUAAUGGAAAGAGUCUCUGCAUCAGUUUCAACCUGAGAGCUUCCUAAAACUUCUAGUAAAUGUUAGUGAUUUCUCCACUACUGGAGAAACUUGGCAAGAGUUGUGUACCAACCUAGAUUAGUGAUUUACAAAUUAUUGGAAGUUCAUUCAAGAAUCAAGCCUAAAUGCCAAGUUCUACUGCGGUUGAUUAUGUGUGCUAUUCUUUCAAGGAGGUGAAGGUGUAUACCUCGGUGGUAGAACAUGUACUUAGUAUGCCAAAACCCCAAGUUUGAUCCACAUCAUGAAAAAAUUAAAAUUCAAAAUCUUGAUAAUAAAAUAAGAACAACUCCUUUAAAACACUUUUUGUUUUCUUAGUCUCCACCUAUUUCAAAUAUCCACGUUAAAAGAGAAAUAAUUGGCACUGUGUUAGGGCUACUAGCGAUGAUUUUUCGACUGAGGUCUUAACUGUGGCCAGAAACCUGUCUUUCAUCUUAAUGGAUGUUCAGUGUUCAGUUUUAAGAAUUUGCCUUCUCACAAUUAUUUCUGUCCCUCCCCCAAUGUAACAAUGUGUGCAAAAUUGUAUUUCCAUUGAAUAGCUUUGGUUAAUGCACAUGGAACUUUGCACCACAAACUUUUCCUCUGGUAGUUAUCAAGUGAAGCCCUCAAAGGCAUGAGCUAGGAGAAUAGGAAUAUUCAGAGAGUUCUCAUCUGAAAAAAACCUACUUGCCUGGCAUAGUGGUGUGCACCUCAAGUCUCAGCUACUGGGGAGUUUGAGGCAGGAAGAUUGCUUGAGCCCAAGAGUUCAAAGCCAGCCUGGGCAACAUAGAGAGACCUGUCUUUAUUUUUAAAAAAGAAAGAAAAAAAGAAGAGGGGGAAAAAAAGACAACUCUUUAAAGUUAGAGGUCAUUCUAACUCAUUCUUCCAAAUAUUCAGGAUUACCUCAGCCCUACAAAUGUUAUUCCUUUGUUUAUUUGAUCACUUCCUCCUAAUCAAGUGGCCAUUUUAAUUCUCAAGGUACAAAUCAGAAUAAAAUCAUGGUAAUUUUAUUAUGUAGUUGAAUUGCUUUUUGAAGGAUAGAUUUGCUCUUUUUCAUGUUUGCUGUAGACCCACAUGGGUGGAAACUACAUGCCUUCUUCAAAUAGGAAAAUUAAUGUAACCACAUGCAAAUUACUUUUUUCUUAUUCAUUGAUGCAUGAAGAAAUUUUGACUUGUGGAUUACAUUAAUUACAAGUUAAUAAUUGGUGGAUUCUGAAUACUAUGGUAGGAUUUUAUUCACUUUUCACUGGUUACUUUUGGAUAGUGAAGAGUAAAUGCAUCAAAGAUUAAGUGGCCUUGCCAGAGGCCAUCCUAUAUCUGGAAAUCUGGAAAAAUACCCUUUUUAAGGGAAAUCAGGAGUGUUCAGUGUGUUAUGAAUUAGUAGCAAAUGCAUGUUUCCAAUAACUAGACUGCAGCAAUUUAAUAUUAAAGAGGAAAAAGAAAAUAUAUAGUCAACAAAGUACUGCACUUUCUUGUUUUAGUUUGUGUUGUAUGUUGUUUGCAUUACACAUUUKAUAUAGGAAUUGUUGACCUUUCAUUGCAGUGAAAAACAAUGAACCAGGACAUUUUUAGACAAUGCAUUAAGCCACAACAUGUAUUGAUGACCUCUUAAAGAACACCUGUUAAUUGACUAGCAGGCACUAUUGAAUUACUGAAGUUUUACUUCACCAGUUUCUUGGGCUUGACAGCCUUUAGCUCCAAACCUCAUGGUUAGAUUGGAAAAUGAAGUGAACAGAAUUUUAUGCUGAAGCAGAUGCUCAGCAAGACCUAAGGAAAUGUAGGUCAUAAACCCUGUUUUGGUUUGGGCUCAUUAUCAAGUUGAAAACCUCAUGUGCAGACUAGUAUGUAUGUGUUUACUGGCCGGUGUUGUAUCCGAGUUCUGGCAACCAAUAUCUCUUUUUCUCAACUUUCAAGAAGGAUACUAAUGCUUUUCUGGCCCAUUAUUUAUUUAGUACAUUUUAGAAUAUAUGCAUGUCUGUGUUUUCAACUGCUUGUUGGACAUUUUGCUGGUGCWUAAAGAAAGCACAUUUAAGUAUAAUCACCAGAGUAAUGUGAUGAUAGGAAUUCUGUAUUUUUUCCUUAAGCAAUAAAAACAUAUCAAAUUACAUAAUAUGUAUGCAUUAUAUCAAAUAGGAAAUUUUAUUAUAGGAAAUUAGAGAAGGGUGAGACCCAAAGUUCUCCUAAGCAGGAAAGAAACAACUUAACACUUAAAAUAUAAUAAAAAAGUAUCUGGUUGGAAAUUGUUUUUGUUCUGUCCCUGGAAAUCUUCCUGGCUCACCUAUCUUGUUCUUAUUCCCACUUCAUUUCUUCAAUUGACAUUCCCCUGUUUUAACCAUGUGAAUAAGCGGAUGAUGAGAGAUGUGGUUGAAUGACCAUGUUAACAUUUAGUUGCUUCCCUUGUAACUACUAUAAAUAGUUUUGUAAGUUUCAGCCCAGCCUGUGAGAUUGUCACCAAUAACAAUGAAAUGACUGACCUUCCCCAUUUCUCUUAGACUAUAAGGAGAGUUGGCAGGACUCCAGCCUUAUUCUGUAGAGAUACGACCUUGAUCUCUACCUUGAUCUUUUGUGGCCCACAAUGCUUCAGAAUGCAGGGACCAGUUUAUGUGUGAAAGGACUCCAGAACAGCUGGCAGAAGUGGUUAAAUGUUAACUAUAUGUGGCUUAGUCCAAUAUUCUUAUAACCAACCCAGCAGUCUCUGUGUGACACAGUUUUGAGUUUAUAGUAACAAUGUUCUUGAAAUCAUGUCAGGAUUACCUCAUUGCAUUGUACUAGUACCAGCUAUACAUGUUUAAGAAUCUGUUUGAAGCCAAACAUGGUGGCRCACACUUAUAAUCCCAUCUGUUUGGGARGCUGAGGCAGGAAGAUCACAAGUUCCAGGGCCAGCCUGGGCAGCUUAGUGAAACCCUGUCUCAAAAUAAAAACUAAAAAGGGCUGGAGAUGUAAUUUACUGCUAGAGCACUUGCCUAGUAUGAAUGAAGCCCUGGCUUCAAUGUUCAGUACUGGGGGGAAAACAAUCUGAUUCCUUUUGGCAAGGAAUUGCAGAAAUAGGCUUUACCAACAUCAGUUAAAGUAAGAUGUGGGAGGAAUGGAGGUGUAGCUCAGUGGUAGCAAGGGCCUGAGUUCAAUACCCAGCAUGGACCAAAAAUAAGUAAAGUGGAAUGGGUUAGACUUUGGAAGGGAAGGGACAAAAUGCAACCUUUUCACUCAGAAAGGGCAAGUCAGUUGUAUUCUCUGAGUCUACCAAAGAGUUCUGGUAGAGGAGUGUGAAUGGAGUGUGGGUCUGUGUGUGUACAUAUAUGUACAUUCUAUGCUUUCUUCCAUGGUGUUAAUUAUGGCCCUUAAAGGCAUCCAAAAAAUACUGAGAAGUGAUCAUCGAUAUCUGGCACAAGUAAAUUCAGCUCCCUUUGCCCCAAACUCUCAAAGUUAGAACUGAAGUUGUUCUCAGUAGAAUUGAAGAAAAUUGGCAUUCAUUGCCUUAGCCUCCUUCCCAAAUAAGCAUCAUCUCAUCUCCAAAGUAAGAUUCAGUAGGGCUUAUCCUAAGGACUUGUGAGUAGUAACAGUAGUGACCAGACACUGCAAGACCUGCAAGACAUUACUUUGAAUGAGGGAACAUUAAAUAUCAGUUUCUAGGGAAUAGAAAACAAAUUUAAUAAAGGCCAAGGACCAUGUUUGUUCCGUGGAGAAAAGCUGAACUCCCUCCACUGACAGUAUUUGGAGUUGACAGAAUAAGAACGUCUAACCCCUAAGGAGUAUUGAGGUCAUCAAGCAUCAGAAAACAACAAUGUGCAAACAGUCUCAAAGACUGAACAAGGGAAAGGAAGGGGAAAGACCACAAUGUCAAUCUUAACAGUUCUCGCAAUACCUCUUAUUUGCAGACUAUUGGAUUUAUGUUGUUGCACUCUUGGUGUGAUCUAUCUCAUGUAUCUGAUAAUUUUUAUAAAUAAUUGA